AUGGGAAAAUGUUUUCGAAAAAAGAAACCUAAAGAAAGAUGGCUAUUGACGAGGAAAACCUGGAGAUAUAUGGCAGAUGCUGGAAAAAAAAUAAUUCCAGAAGGUGCUCAGAAUAGACCUGAAGAUAUACCAAAAAUUGAAGUAUAUUUUCAGGAAGUUUGUAAAAAGGAACCAACUUUUCUACUAUGGAGAAAAAACUCUUACCCUGGUGCAUUAGGUUUAAAAAAAAAGUGGCAAAAUACAAAUAGGGGCAGUCAUCUGAAAGCUACUAGUACGGAUGAAUUUGAUAAAUUUGAGCAGUCGAAUUCAUUAUUACUAGAAUCUGAAAAACCAGAAAAUCUAAAACUAAAUAAAAUGAGCGAUAAUUUUGUUACCAUUCCAAAUAGGCGAAGGAACUUGGAACAUAAAAAUAUAGAUUUGGAUAAUAUAAAUGAUUUAUCCAAUAUCGAAGACGAUCAGGAACUUGUUUAUAUGCUUGAUACUUAUUUAACAAUUUCUAACGAAGAUGAAGCCAAUAUAAACACAAUAAAUAAAAAAUUUAAUUACCAACAGUUACUGCAAAAUUUAGAAAAACAUUUGAAUGGGUCAUCAUUUUAUAAUACAGGACAAAUUAAUUUUACCGGCGAUUCUGUCGAAAACUCCCUUUCUGAGACAUUAAACAGAUAUUAUUUUAUAAGCCCAAAUAGACAUAAAAUAUUAUCUGAUUUAUUGACAAAUAGAAAAGCCUUAGAAAAACUGUAUUUUGAUCUUAAAAAAGUUAAAGGUUUUAGAGGCACGAGGGGAGGCACUGGAUAUACUUCAAGGUAUGGAUGCAAACCAUCUGGAAUAAAAAAACUUGAAAGAAAUUACGAUACUAAAAAUGAAAACCGAUAUGUUUCAAAUAAUCCACCUCCCGUAAUAAAUAUAAGAAAUGAACCAGUUGAAACUUUCUUUCAAAGUUUUGGAACUCAAACAAUGCCAAUUUUGCAUAAUGUUCUUCGAUUGUGUGAAGAGGAAUUUAAAAAAAUAUUAGCUGAAAAAGAUGAGGAUUUUAUUUUAAAUAAGAAAAGUAGUCGCCGUAGAAGUAGUGUUGAUAAUGAUGAUGUUUCCCAAUCGGUUAGUGAUACGAUUAAAAGAUAUUUGCGUAUGGCUCGCAAAAAAAGUGUAGAUUCAGACAAAGCUGAUAGGUUUAAAAGAGUAAAUUAUGAUAGAAACCUACGAAACAUUAAAGCGAAAGGAGAAAUAACAAAACCGGGCGAUGAUGAUGGUUUAAACAAAGGAUGCCAGACUAACCAGGAAUGGAUUUUAACUUACCGUGAUUUAAAGUUUAAUGAAAUAUUUGAAAUUUCGGAUGUGGAUAGUCAUAUUUCUAGUACUCGAAGUAGUAUAGAUUUAGAUGUUAAUGAAUACAUAAAAUCAAAUCCAAAUUCUCCUCCCCCACAAAAAAGUACGAAUAAUUCCUUUUUAAGUAAUUUAUUACAUGGAACAAAUGAAAAACUGUCUUCUUCUAUUUAUACAGCUAGAGCAAUGCAAAAAAGCAAAUCUUCAUCGAGUGUUAUGCCAGGAGGAAAAUUAACCAAAAAACUUUUUCGGUCAACGCCUAAAAGUCAAACUAGGAAUUUUAAAGCAGAAUGCACUUGGACACCCCAGGUGAGUUUUUUGUUUUAUAAUUUUAAUAUAAUAUAA
Molecule: messenger RNA, 1665 nt
Organism: Brassicogethes aeneus
Lineage: Eukaryota; Metazoa; Arthropoda; Insecta; Coleoptera; Nitidulidae
Source: the annotation of a GenBank genome assembly